UCUCUCUAUAGCUCUUCAUGCUGCUCCUAGACGAUUUGUUUAUAAAAUAUAAACAAACAGGUUCGAUCGUCACCACUAUCUCUCUCUCUCUCUCUCUCUCAGAUUGGAGCAAUACACGGCUCUUGAAGUGAAGUUGGGUUCAGUCAGAAGGCAUUCGUCUAUCUAUUCUCAGAAGGCAAAGAAGAAUGGACAAUGGAGUGGAGGAAAGGCUUCUUGGAUUAGAAGAACAAGAGGAAAGUGAUAUCAAACAAAGGAUAUGGGUGGAAUUAAAACUAAUGUGGAGGAUAGCAUUUCCUUCCAUAUUGGCUAGAGUGACUGCUUUUGGAAUGAUAGUGGUGACACAAAGUUUUAUUGGACAUGUUGGUGAACUGGAUCUUGCUGCUUAUGCACUUGUACAAAGUAUCCUUCUACGAUUUUCAAAUGGGAUACUGUUGGGCAUGUCAAGUGCGACUGAGACAUUAUGUGGGCAAGCAUUUGGAGCAGGACAAUACCACAUGAUGGGUAUUUACUUGCAAAGAUCAUGGAUCGUUGAUUUUGUUUCAGCUACAAUUCUGGUCCCUCUCUUCGUCUUCACAACUCCCAUCUUCAGACUAUUUGGUGAGGAAGAAGAGAUAGCAGUAGAAUCCAGACCUAUAGGCUUAUGGAUGAUUCCAAUUCUCUAUUCCUUUGUUUUUUCCUUGACUCUCCAAAUGUUCUUACAAGCACAACUGAAGAACAUGAUUGUUGGAGUGUUAUCUGCUUUCUCGUUUGUUCUUCAUGUACUCCUGUCUUGGAUAUUCGUGAACAUACUUGACUUUGGUGUUGCUGGUGCCAUGGGUUCCUUCAACAUAUCGAGCUGGUUAAUGGUCUUCGGAGAGUUUGUUUAUGUCUUCGGAGGUUGGUGCCCAAAUACGUGGAAAGGAUUCAAAAAAGCUGCCUUCUACGAUAUAUGUCCUGUAAUAAAACUGUCAAUAUCCUCUGGCAUCAUGCUUUGUUUAGAGCUGUGGUACAAUUCUAUCCUAGUUCUGUUCGCUGGAUAUUUGAAAAACGCAACGGUGGCAAUCUCAGCUUUCUCCAUCUGCCUCAAUAUCUGUGCUUGGGAAUUUAUGAUAUGCCUCGGAUUCUUAGGUGCUGCAUGUGUGCGCGUAUCGAAUGAGCUCGGGAGAGGAAAUGCUAAAGCUGCAAAAUUUUCCAUCAAAGUUGUCCUUGGUGCAUCAGUUUGCAUUGGAGUGAUUUUUUUUGCCCUUUGUUUAGCUUUUGGGAAACAAAUUUCAUACUUGUUUACAAGUGAUGAAGCGAUUAGAGAAGAAGUUUCAAGUCUCUCUACUCUACUUGCUUUCUCAAUCUUACUAAAUAGUGUUCAACCAGUACUUUCAGGUGUGGCUACUGGUGCUGGUCUUCAAGGGACUGUUGCAUGGAUUAACGUUGGCUGCUAUUAUGUUUUUGGCGUACCCUUGGCAUUGUUGCUUGGUUAUGUGGCCGAUCUUCAAGUAAAGGGCUUAUGGAUUGGAUUGUUAGGCGGAGUGCUAAUGCAAACACUUGCGCUUUCCAUCCUCGUAUGGAGACUCGAUUGGGAUGGCCAGGUUAAGAAGGCAUCCGAGCGUCUCAAUAGGUGGUUUCUGGAUUCGUCAGAAGAGACUAAUUAGAUCUCGGACAUUAUUCAAAUUUCAUGCUUUUUUGGCUUAUUUUUCCCUCUUGCAUUCCAGAUAUUUUACUGUGUUUUAAGUACUUCUAGAUAAAUUAUUAUCCGUGCAUCUACUUCCAUGAAUCAAUUCAGAGGACAAAAGUUAAUAUUAGAAGAUCUUGAAGUUCGAAAUAACAUAUUACUGAAAUCUGUUUGUCACGGUGGGUGUUCAACAUCAUCAGGAAAAUUAUUAGUUUUAACUUUUAGGGCUUUAUCUCAUAGUGUGGACUAGAUUUGGAGCGAGCAUAUUCUUGUUUGUAUUCGUGAGAAUGUACUUGCUGAGCAAGAUAUUCAUUGAAUAAUGAAAUUUGGGAAUCUCAAUUA
Corylus avellana is the source of this 1987-nucleotide messenger RNA. Its product is annotated as protein DETOXIFICATION 24-like. NCBI's taxonomy places the organism in Eukaryota, Viridiplantae, Streptophyta, Magnoliopsida, Fagales, Betulaceae. Gene Ontology annotation, cellular component: membrane. Gene Ontology annotation, molecular function: xenobiotic transmembrane transporter activity; antiporter activity. Gene Ontology annotation, biological process: xenobiotic detoxification by transmembrane export across the plasma membrane. The record is from RefSeq and is a predicted model, not a curated record.